Messenger RNA from Diaporthe amygdali, 1095 nucleotides. RefSeq lists its product as uncharacterized. The record is from RefSeq and is a predicted model, not a curated record. Bases 1 to 1095 code for a protein of 364 amino acids. Lineage: Eukaryota; Fungi; Ascomycota; Sordariomycetes; Diaporthales; Diaporthaceae. The transcript is spliced from 2 exons.
AUGCUCGAUAUCACAGUUGCAGGGAAUCAUCGCGAGAUUGGCCUUGCAGUGGGUCAACAAGCUGCAGCCCAAGUAGCUGGAUCUAUUGAAUUCUAUCGUGUUUUGUUUAAGGCCUUUAAUGAUUUGGAAUGGACAACGGUGAGAAAGCGAACUCUUGAAUUCGUGCCACACCUCAAAUCCAACUUCCCUCGAUACUAUGAGGAGAUGGAGGGAAUCGCAGAGGGUGCUCAGGUGGACGUUCUCGACGUCGUUGCCUUGAACAUCCGAAGCGAGAUCGCAUUUGGACUCUUCGAAGAGAGCUCAAGGCGGCCCAUGGCAAUCGCAGCAGUUGAUACGGCUGUGGAUGGCUGUACCACAUUGGGCUGGAAGACUCCCAGCGGAUCGACGUUUCUAUCGCAAAAUUGGGACUGGAAGAGCAGGCAGAAACCAAAUUUGAUCAUUCUACGUGUCAAACCUCAAGGCGUUCCCAAUCUGGAUCUACCAGCUUUCCAGAUGAUCACAGAGGCUGGCAUCAUUGGAAAAAUUGGAUUCAAUGAGCAUGGUGUUGGCUGUCUUCUCAAUGGGAUCCGCGCCAAGGGUGUUGAUCCAGGACGCAUGCCUAUUCACUUUGCUCUGAGGACAAUCCUAGAGUCCAAGACGAAAAGGGAGGCUUUGGGUAAGAUCGAAAUCGUGGGGCUGGCCGGGAGCAGCCACAUUCUCUUGGGGGAUAGCACCGGUCCGACUGGCCUCGAGUGCACUAGCAUUGGAUUCAAGGAGCUUCCGGCCGAUGAUCAAGGUCGAGUAGUUCAUGCGAACAAUUUGAUUUUGAAGCACGAGGGUGUCUUCGAGCCUCUCUGGCUCGAGGAUUCACCUAAGCGAACUGCUCGGAUGCAGGAGCUUGCAACCCCCGAGGUUGGCAAGAAAGCUGACUUCGAAACUCUUCUGGAAUUGUUCAAGGACGAGCAGAACUAUCCAGCAUCUAUCAAUCGGAAGCAAUCCGGCAACAACGAUUCCAACACUCUGUUCAACGUUGUGUAUAAUCUGACAGAAAGGAAGGGAGUCAUUACCAUGGGCCGAACGACGGAGAUUGAAGAACAGAUUGAGAUUGGAUUCUGA